UAUGGGACAAACCGGGGAGGGAACAAUCAUUAUCACUUUGUUCACUCUAAUAAUCUAAUUUGUCUUCACCUUCUUCUGUGGAUGCUCUUUCAGGAUAAUUCUCAAUGACAAAUCUUUACACAGGGCUAAAACUUAGUAAGGAAGAAUCAGAAAGCGUAUCCAAAGUUGCUGUGAAUCCUCACCGCCCUAACCUCGAACUCAGCUUCUAUGAAGAUUUUACAUUACGCGGUAUUCGAGUUCACCGAGUUGAACCAGAACUCAUCGUUUGUUCUUUCAAGGUUCCUCCUCGACUCACUGAUAGGAAUGGAAAUUUGGCUUCAGGCGCGAUUGCAAGCCUUGUUGAUGAUAUUGGUGCUGUUGUGAUUUACAGAGAAGGCCUCCCAAUGAAUGUAUCUGUCACCAUGUCUAUCUCUUAUGUCUCAACUGCCAAGGUUGAUGAUGAGCUGGAGAUAACCUCAAGGCUUUUGGGACAGAAAGGGGCUGUUUUUGGAACUAGUGUCUUGCUCAAGAAUAAAGCUACUGGGGAGACUAUAGCUGAAGGUCGACACACACUCUUUAGCAAACAUGCUAGCAAAAUUUGAUUGGAACGCGUGUAUGUUAUUUCAGGGAUUGGUAAGGUUGAAAGACAUAUUGAUGGCGAUGGUUAAACAAAGAUUAUGAGAUCCUCCAUUACAUA
This is a messenger RNA of Beta vulgaris subsp. vulgaris (sugar beet), 676 nucleotides long. RefSeq lists its product as uncharacterized. Bases 105 to 581 code for a protein of 158 amino acids. Gene Ontology annotation, molecular function: fatty acyl-CoA hydrolase activity. NCBI's taxonomy places the organism in Eukaryota, Viridiplantae, Streptophyta, Magnoliopsida, Caryophyllales, Amaranthaceae. The transcript is spliced from 3 exons. The record is from RefSeq and is a predicted model, not a curated record.